AUGCAGAAGGGCCUGGGAGACAACGACAUCCUCCCUCCAGAUGUGCAGCGCCAGCAAUUCAGGCAGUUUUACUACCAGGAGGCCGAGGGCCCCCGAGAGGUCUGCAGCCAACUCCACUAUCUUUGCAGUCAGUGGCUGAAGCCGGAAAGGCACAACAAGAAGGAGAUGCUGGACCUGGUGCAGGAGAGGAUGGCGCAGGAGCGUUACCAUGGAGCAACCUUUCCAGGUGAUGCCAUCAAACCUAUAAUGGAGAAUCAUGAUGGAGGAAAAGUGGCUUCUGUGCAGCCAGAUUGGAGGGACUUCUGCUUCCCCAACCUGAUUCCAUAUCCCCAGUGGAAGAAGCGGGAGAUCCACUUGUCCAAGACGCAGAAGAACCAGAAGGAUCAGCAGUGCUUGCAGUGUGGGAGAAGCUUUGCUGCCCAUUCAAGCCUUACUAUCCAUCAGCGUAUCCACAAUGGGGAGAAACCUUAUAAAUGCUUAGAGUGUGGAAAGGCCUUUGCUUCGAGUUCAAAUCUUAAUGUCCAUCAGCGUAUCCACACUGGGGAGAAACCUUAUAAAUGCUUGCAGUGUGGAAAGAGCUUUGCUGUCUGUUCAUACCUUACUAUCCAUCAGCGUAUCCACACUGGGGAGAAACCUUAUAAAUGCUUGGAGUGUGGAAAGAGCUUUGCUUUGAGUUCAGAGCUUACUAUCCAUCAGCGUAUCCACACUGGGGAGAAACCUUAUAAAUGCUUGCAGUGUGGAAAGAGCUUUGCUGUCUGUUCAAACCUUACUAUCCAUCAGCGUAUCCACACUGGCGAGAAACCUUAUAAAUGCUUGCAGUGUGGAAAGGCCUUUUCCUCGAAUUCAGAACUCAUUGUCCAUCAACGUAUCCACACUGGGGAGAAACCUUAUAAAUGCUUGCAGUGUGGAAAGAGCUUUGCUAGGCGUUCAUGCCUUACUAUCCACCAGCAUAUCCACACUGGAGAGAAACCGUAUAAAUGUUUGCAGUGUGGAAAGAACUUUGCUUUGAGUUCAGAGCUUACUAUCCAUCAGCGUAUCCACACUGGGGAGAAACCUUAUAAAUGCUUGCAGUGUGGAAAGAGCUUUGCUCGGCGUACAAGCCUGACUAACCACCAGCGUAUCCACACUGGGGAGAAACCUUAUAAAUGCUUGCAGUGUGGAAAGAGCUUUGCUGUCUGUUCAAACCUUACUAUCCAUCAGCGUAUCCACACUGGGGAGAAACCUUAUAAAUGCAUGCAGUGUGGAAAGGCCUUUACUUCAAGUUCAGACCUUACUAUCCACCAGCGUAUCCACACUGGGGAGAAACCUUAUAAAUGCUUGGAGUGUGGAAAGAGCUUUACUCUGUGUUCAAAGCUUACUACCCAUCAGCGUAUCCACACUGGGGAGAAACCUUAUAAAUGCUUACAGUGUGGAAAGAGCUUUGCUUGGCGCUCAAGCCUUACUAUCCACCAGCGUACCCACACUGGAGAGAAGCUAUAA
Molecule: messenger RNA, 1479 nt
Organism: Euleptes europaea (tarantolino)
Lineage: Eukaryota; Metazoa; Chordata; Lepidosauria; Squamata; Sphaerodactylidae
Product: zinc finger protein 664-like
Exons: 6
Coding region: 1-1479 (492 amino acids)
Source: RefSeq, a predicted model, not a curated record